Stegostoma tigrinum is the source of this 1536-nucleotide messenger RNA. Its product is annotated as growth arrest and DNA damage-inducible protein GADD45 beta-like. Bases 184 to 657 code for a protein of 157 amino acids. Gene Ontology annotation, biological process: regulation of cell cycle. The record is from RefSeq and is a predicted model, not a curated record. NCBI's taxonomy places the organism in Eukaryota, Metazoa, Chordata, Chondrichthyes, Orectolobiformes, Stegostomatidae. The transcript has 4 exons. Gene Ontology annotation, cellular component: nucleus; cytoplasm.
AGUGAACGCCGCCGAAGAGUCGCAGAACGAAGCAGAGAAUAGAGUGCAGUGUCGUUUGAAUGCGGAUCUCGAGCUUUGGAGGAUUGUUACAGUCAGUGGUAGAACGUUACAGCGAAGGAGACUUAUCACUGGAGUCUUGAACCCGAGGGCUGUGUUUUUUACCUUGGAUUUAAUUACAACAACAUGACUCUGGAAGAUAUUACUGGAACUGACAACACUAGCAAAAAAAUGCAGCCAAUUGAUCAAGCUUUAGAAAAAUUGUUGGUGACAGCACAACGCCAGGGCUACCUAACUGUUGGGGUUUACGAGUCGGCGAAGUUAAUGAAUGUUGACCCGGACAGUGUAGUCCUGUGUCUGCUGGCGGCCGAUGAGGAAGAUGAAGGCGACAUCGCCUUGCAGAUCCAUUUCACCCUGAUCCAGGCUUUCUGCUGCGAGAACGACAUAAACAUCGUGCGGUUGCGGGGAGUCAAGCGCUUGGAAGAACUUCUGGAGUCUGGGGACGAGACUGCUGAACCCCGGGACAUGCACUGCAUGCUAGUUACGAACUCUCAUACUGAUGUUUGGAAAUGUGAGGCGUUGGAGGAAGUCGGAAGCUAUUGCGAGGAAAGUAGAAACAAGAACCAGUGGGUUCCUACCGUGUCCCUGCAAGAACGCUGAAGGUUUCAAACCAGCUGAAGAAAAGGAAGCUGAGAAGAAGCGUCUUUAAUUAAAUGAGAAAUGUAUGCCGUUUUCUUCUACAAAAAGAUGCGGGUGGAUGAGGAAAAAUCAUGUUUGCAAAGGCAUUUUUUUGUUUUAUUUUUUAAAAAGAGAGAAAAGGUAAAGAAGACGGCAUACCCGGCGGAAACUUGGCUGUUUUUUAGAGCGGCGAGUGGAUUGCAAUCCGCUCCCGGAACCGAGAAGACAGCUGCAGAGGAGGAGCUGGACUGGAGGUGUCGAAACCCGAUUUGGAAAUGGAAUGAAGGAGAGAUUUUCGAAGCAGGGCUCUUUUGUAUCUAGAUUUUUUUUGAUAAUAGACUGGACUGAUGCAGAAAGUGGAAGAAAGGAUCUGUGAAGACUAGAGUACAACAGGACUAUAAUCCUGGUGUGGAGGAUAGAUGGACGGUUUUGUUUUAAACAGUGGUUGGCCGGCCGGCCUCGCCCCCUCUCCAUGACUGAUGGAGUCUUUUAUCCGCGUCCUACUGCAGGCGGAACGUGCGAGCUUGCACUGGAACUGCAUUUUGGAGCUGUUUGCAUUUCUUAAAGGGAGCUAGCUCCCCCCCACACGAGUUACCUGUACUGUUUCCUUUGUACACCAAGGGGAUUUGCAGCAAAUGUUAAUUGGACUGUUGCACUUAGCUUCAAUACUGGGAUGUUUUGCAUAGAACCCCAAUGUUAUGUAACGGGCAUCGUGCAAUUUAAUUCUAAACUAUUGAUCUGAAAUGUAGUAUUUUUCAGCGUCUUAUUUAUAACGUUGUGAUUUCCUCUCUUUUUUCUUGAUUUAUGUAAAAAAACCUCAUUUCUAUUACAUUACAAUAAAUAUUUUAACAUUUAAAAGUA